AUGCACCAAAACCCCCCUUCUUUAGCCAAUGCUCUUGUCCAUUAUGUAACAACAAACAUCACCCCACAGCAAACCCUCAAAGAAAUCUCAGUCUCAUUAAGGGUUCUAGAGAAAAAGUCGCCUUGCAAUUUCUUGGUCUAUGGCCUUGGCCAUGACAGUCUAAUGUGGACAUCACUAAAUCAUGGUGGCCGCACUGUUUUCCUGGAAGAAGACAAGGCUUGGAUUGAGCAAAUCAGGCAGAAACUGCCAUCUUUAGAGUCCUACCAUGUGACAUACGAAACCAGAGUGCAUCAAGCAGAUGGGCUCUUGGAAAAAGGAAUGGGAGACGAAUGCAAAGUUGUAGGUGAUCCAAGAUUCUCCAAGUGUCAGCUUGCCUUGAAAGGGUUCCCUAAUGAUAUUUAUGAUAUAGAAUGGGACUUGAUCAUGGUGGAUGCACCAACUGGGUAUCAUGAUGAGGCACCAGGGAGAAUGAACGCAAUCUACACGGCUGGAUUGAUGGCUAGAAAUAGAGAGAAUGGAGAGACUGAUGUGUUUGUGCAUGAUGUUGACAGAGUUGUGGAGGAUAAAUUCUCCAAGGCUUUUCUUUGUGAAGGAUACUUGACUGAGCAAGAAGGGAGGUUAAGGCACUUCAUUAUUCCUAGCCAUAGAGCUCGUUCGGGUAGACCUUUUUGUCCUGAAUGA
Messenger RNA from Dovyalis caffra, 681 nucleotides. The record is from the annotation of a GenBank genome assembly. NCBI's taxonomy places the organism in Eukaryota, Viridiplantae, Streptophyta, Magnoliopsida, Malpighiales, Salicaceae.